AUGGACCAGUCUAGAUCUACAACCUCCAGUUCUACAGUCAAAAGUGCUGGAGACACAUCCCCCAUGCUUCAAGACUAUCUUGGAAACUCGCGGACCAUCACAGAGAAGCUUUAUAGUAGCUCUAAGAGAGGCGGCAAAACUACAAAGAAUGUUCAGGUGAAAAAGAUAAAGACGUAUCUUGGCGAUUGGCAAGACUCCUGGGACAAGAUGGCUACGUCGAAGAAGUAA
Molecule: messenger RNA, 228 nt
Organism: Colletotrichum lupini
Lineage: Eukaryota; Fungi; Ascomycota; Sordariomycetes; Glomerellales; Glomerellaceae
Exons: 2
Coding region: 1-228 (75 amino acids)
Source: RefSeq, a predicted model, not a curated record